AUGUUAUUACUACAGUUCUCUUUUUCUUUUAUUAGAAAAGAGAGAUUUCGAAAAACUGCUAAGGUUCAUGCACCAGUUGAAGGUCAUAUAGAGUGUAGUGACAAAACUGAUGAGUUGAAAUCAACUUCUUUUGUUAUUCCCUUACCUAUAGAGAUUCCUGGGAAUUCAGGGAAGAAGGUCAAGGAAUUGAGUCAUGAAACCUCCUUUAGAGAAGCUAAGGAGUUUGAAUACGAAGGGGAAGAUGAGCACGAUGAAUGCCUUUCAAUGAACAGGGACAGUUUUGAUUUUGAUAUUCAAGGCCAUCUUGGAAGCAUAAAUGAGGAAUCUGAUCGAUCAGUUCACAAAAAGAUGAAUCUUUGUUACAAGCUCAACAAUUAUGUAAAUGAUCAGCACCAAAAUAAGAAAUCUGAGAAAAAUGAAGAUGUCUUGGAAAUCAUUAAGACUGGAAACGUUAGUGAUCCGGGGAUUGGUAAACGAGAAUCUUGGACUUGUACAGUACUUAAGCGCUCCUGCUCAGAUUUGGCAAUGAGGGAUACCUUAAAAAAGAUUAGUCUGAAGCCGCCACCACCUCCAAAAUCCCAGUCAUUUGAAGAAAUGCAGAGAUUAGCUGAGAAGUUGCCUAUUGGAAGUCCAGUUUCAGUAUCUUCACAUUGUAGUGCUGACAAAGUUAUGCUGAGAAAACAUUCCUCAAGCCAAAUCCUACCAUCCAGAAGUCGAAAGUUGUGGUGGAAACUCUUUCUAUGGAGCCAUAGGAACGCAAAAGAAACAAGCAAUUGCAAACCACAGCCAAUCCCUAUUAAAAUAACUCUAAGCAAGCAAGGUGGAUACUCUUCAGACACUCUAGAACCAGGGCAAGGCAUGGACUUAAGCAAGUUGGGAUCACAUGCUUCAUUCACUGGGAAAUCGUUGAAAAAGGGGAGCAAUAACAUCCAUGGAGUAACUGGUAUGUGGCCACAAAAUCAGUGGGUUGCAUGCCCUGCUGAAUCUUCUACAUUCUCAAGAGUUGAUGAAUGGGUGAAAGAACUUUCUGUUAGUCCACCACACUUAAUUGAUGAAGAUGAUGAUCACAUUGAAGAUGACCGUGAGUUCCUACCUUCAGCCCAUGCUGGUAAAUCAAUUGCAAGAAACUCAUCGCUCAUGAUUAGGCGUCCAAAUGCAAAUGUGCCAGCAGAGAUAAUACAUGCCAACAACGUGAUCCAGUCUCUCAAUUCAUCCUCAACGGUUGCUCACAUUGCAGGCAUUGGACUUAGAGUUAACCCUGUAAUGUCACACUUCUCCAGUCUUCGAUCAGUCAAUUUAUCAGGCAACUCCAUAGUUCAAAUAACUCCAGGAUCAUCGCCAAAUGGUCUUCAUGUUCUUAAUUUAUCAAGGAACCAGAUUCACACAAUUGAAGGUCUCAAGGAAUUGACUCGUUUGCGGGUGCUUGACCUCAGUUACAAUAGAAUUUCUCGGAUUGGACGAGGUUUAUCAAAUUGUAUACUCAUCAAGGAGCUCUACAUUGCUGCUAACAAAAUAAGUUAUGUGGAGGGGCUGCAUAGGCUUUUCAAGCUGUCAGUUCUUGACCUGAGUUUCAACAAGAUAACUACAACUAACGCUCUUCGCCAACUUGUGGCAAACUAUAACUCUCUGAUUGCUCUAAAUCUGUUGGGCAAUCCAAUCCAGUGCAUUAGUGAUUACCAACUACGUAAGACAGUGUGCAGUCUUCUUCGGAAGCUAGUUUUCCUGAAUAAACAACCUAUUAAUCCACAAAAGGCACGAGAUCAAGCUGUUGCAGAAGCAACACUUGGUAACAGCAGCCGAAGCACUAGUAGCAGAACAAACAGGAAAGUCAAUCUUGGAAAUUGUGCAUCUACCAGGACGCACAGGGGCAGUGCCCUUAUUGCUCAAAAGAGUAGGCAAAGGCUAAGAAGCCGAACUCAAAAUCAAUCUUCCAAGGCCAAUUUUUCUUCUCUGGCAUCUUCUUGUCGCUAAAUAUUCUCAAACUCUCUGAUAGUGCACCUUAUUGUUUCUGGUUUGCUUUUCAAUUAUUCAUUUUAAAUAGAGGUUCUUCCUUAUUCUUCGUUGCA
This is a messenger RNA of Nicotiana tabacum (common tobacco), 2066 nucleotides long. NCBI's taxonomy places the organism in Eukaryota, Viridiplantae, Streptophyta, Magnoliopsida, Solanales, Solanaceae. The record is from RefSeq and is a predicted model, not a curated record.